Messenger RNA from Blastocystis hominis, 927 nucleotides. RefSeq lists its product as hypothetical. Gene Ontology annotation, molecular function: rRNA primary transcript binding. Gene Ontology annotation, cellular component: nucleolus; preribosome, large subunit precursor. NCBI's taxonomy places the organism in Eukaryota, Bigyra, Opalinata, Blastocystidae. Gene Ontology annotation, biological process: maturation of 5.8S rRNA; maturation of LSU-rRNA. The transcript is spliced from 3 exons. The record is from RefSeq and is a predicted model, not a curated record. Bases 1 to 927 code for a protein of 308 amino acids.
AUGGAUAAGGAUAAGGAUAAGAAGAAGUCUACCGUAGUUAUCAAUACCAUUAAGAACAGGCAGGCUAGAGAACGUCUUUGGCAACAAAUCAAGCACAAGAAGAAGUUGGAGAAAAAGAAGCGUAAAGUUGAAAAGGAGAAGAUGAGGAAGGAGUUAGGAGAAGAAGCAGUGCCGAAGGAAGUUCCCAAAACUCAAGAGGAUCGACGUGAAUUUGAUGAUACACUUGUUACGCAAAACGAUGACGAAGUUCAUUGCGAUGAAGCUGAUGAUGAGUUUGAACCCUAUUUUUCUCACAAGCUAACUCCUAAAAUUAUGAUAACGACGCACCGCAAACCAUCCAAGAAUGCCUAUUUAUUUAUUAGCGAAGUGAUGGCUCUGUUCCCUAAUUGCCACUUGUUUGAACGAGAAGACCACUCCCUCGUCGAAAUGUGCCGUCGAGCGGGCGAGGAAGGCUUCACCCACCUAAUCGUGAUCGGCGAGAACCAGCGCCAAGUCAACAGCAUGGUGAUAUCGCACCUCCCCACCGGCCCCACCGCGAUGUUCAAGGUAACGUCGUUCAUUCCACACGAGGACAUCUCGGGCUGCGGCGCGGUCACCGAUCACAACCCCGAGCUCAUUCUCAACAAUUUCAACACGCGACUCGGCCGCCGCUUCGGCCGGUUCUUGGGCUCCAUGUUCCCUGCAGCGCCCGAGUUCGAUGGGCGGCGCGUGGUAACGUUUCAUAAUCAGCGAGAUUACAUCUUCGUGCGACAGCAUCGGUAUGUGUUCGAGAGCGAGAAGAAAGCGAAGCUGCAGGAACUGGGGCCUCGAUUCACGCUGAAGCCGAGGUAUCUCCAGGUGGGAACAUUUAACACGCUGAAUGCGGAAUAUGAGUGGAAGUUCAAUCACAAGCAGAUUGAGACGGGAAGAAGAAAGUGGUUCCUUUAG